This is a messenger RNA of Striga hermonthica, 864 nucleotides long. The record is from the annotation of a GenBank genome assembly. Lineage: Eukaryota; Viridiplantae; Streptophyta; Magnoliopsida; Lamiales; Orobanchaceae.
AUGUACCAAGCCAAGACCGCUUGGAAUAAGGCCUUAUUGAUGAGGUGCUUAGUCAAUAUGAAGUUGAAAAGUGGAACUUCUGUUGCCGAGCAUACCAGUGAGUUCCAGAGCCUGGUAAAUCAGCUAUCUUGUGUGGAGAUGCCGCUUGGAGAUAAAAUGCAAUCUCUGCUACUUCUUAGUUAUCUUCCUGAUAGUGGGGAAACACUCGUUGUUACUCUAAAAAACUCAGCCUCAAACGGCAAACUUUCCAUGUCUGUUUUCAAGGAUGCCUUAUACAAUGAUGAGGCAAGAAGGAAAGACAUGGGCACAAAUCAAACCCAUGCCCUUGUGGUGGAGAAUCGAGGAAGACCACAAGGCAAGCAACAAAGAAGCGGUAGAGGGAAUAGCAGGGGUAGAAGCAAGGGGAGGCAAUCAGAUGAUCGGAGAUCACAUGUGUGCUAUCAUUGUGGUCUAGAAGGUCAUAUGAAGAAGAAUUUCUAUAAAUGGCUCGAGGAGCAGGGCAAGAGCAAUUCUCAGUCGAAGAAUAGUUCUCAGCAGAAGAACAAGGGCAAGAGUGGUGAAACUCUUAUCACUGUAUCAGUUCAUCCCCGACCUCAGUCCGCCCUCCACGACGCCGACCAGACCAAGCUCCUCCUCAGUGCAGUCCCGACGAGCAGACCGACGACCAACAUAGCUCAGACCCAAACCAGCUUCAAAACCGACCCAGUACCUCGAUCCCGACCAGCCAGCGUCCAGUUGCAGCGGCCCGGACCUUCACGCGCGAUCAGCUCUCUCCCACGCGCGCCCGAGCUCGGAUUUUUGCACCGGACCCGACCCGAGUGGUCAAAACCACCCAGACAGCAGCCCAGCUCCUCAGAUCCGUGA